AUGAAUGCAACCAAACUCGUCGACCUUUUCGAUAUCUAUGGACUUGCUGAUUAUCUAGAUAAUGACGACAAACAACAAUUAACAGUCUUGGUACCUACCAAUGAAGCUUUAGAUGAAACAAUGAUACCUCAAAAUGAUAUUGAUGAAUGGCUACGUUAUCACAUUAUUGAGCACCGGUAUGCUCCGGAAGAACUAGUAGAUGGAGCCCUUUUGGUAACAAAGGCAGGUGGUGGAUUACUAGGUAGACAUCAACAACAACGUAUCCGAGUCCAUGUCACUGUACAAGAUAAAUCCUUUUAUUCUGAAAAAAAGAAACAAUCGAUUCAAUUUGGUGACGCCGUGGUAACAGGGGAACCAGUGGCAACCAAUGCAAAUUAUAUUUACCCAGUAUCGAAAUCAGUGACUUUACCUCGUGAUGUAUUGGAUCAACUCCCUACCCACCUUGAUUUAUCGACGUUUGUAGCAAGUGCAUAUGCCUCUGGAUCCAACAAUGUGAUACAGACAGCAAAAGGCAUCACUUUAUUUGUACCUACCAAUGAUGCUUUUGAACGACUCGGCAUGCUUACAAAAUACUUACUCCAUCCUAACAACAAGAAAAAACUGGCACAAGUAGUUCUUUUCCAUGCCAUUCAAGGGAUCUAUUAUACAAACGACGAAAUGGCACCUGGUGAAUAUAGCGUCUCAACACUCUCUUUUGGUGAUGGAAAACAUAAUGAAGAAAACAUUUAUAUGAACAAGACAGACAAGGGACUCUUUUUACGUGGGUUUGGUGCGGCAGAUGGUAAUGAUCGUAGUGUGAUUGGCAAAGUGGUGAUGGAAGAACAAGAUGAAGAUGAUAUGCUGAUCAAGAAUGGUGUAGUGCACAAAGUGGAUCGGGUACAACUUCCUUCCUUAUUGAAAGUGACAAAUCAUGACCUUUUGACAAGUUCGGGGAAAAAUGCUUUUUUGGAUUUGAUGGAACAAGCGCAACUGAUGCAUCUUUUAGACACAAGUGAAUCUUAUUCAGGAAGAUACACCAUUCUGGCUCCUAGUGAUCGUGCCUUUGCCAAGAUGAACCUUACUCGACUCCUUGAAGAUCAAGAUUUGUUGAAUCGUGUAGCAAGACUUCAUAUUUUACCAGUGGCCAUACCUCAAAUGACAUUGUUUGAUAUAUCCAAUCAACAAGAAAAACAGAAAGAUCAUGGAAGUACAAAUAUGGAUGAACAUCAGGAAAUCACGACAUUGGGAACAGAAUUCGAUACACUGGAUGAUAAUGAAAAGGUGAUGAUCACUUUGGUACAGAACAAUCAAAAGACAUCUGAUAUCUACACAGUUCAUGUCAAAGGCAGUUUGCAAGACAAGGCGGAAGUGGUAACUAUUGGUAGGGUGACGAACGGUGGUGGUGUUAUUGAAAUCGAUAGGGUACUCAUACCUUCAGAUGAUAAUCAUCCUCUUUCUUGGUGGUCUUUCCUUUUGGUAGUUUUAUCUGUGUUGGCCAUUAGUGCUCUUAUUGUUGGUGGUGGAUAUUAUCUAUGGUUAUGGUGGAAACGACGUCGAGAAGGCUAUACAACCCUUGAACAUGAAGAGGAAGAAGUAGAUGUAGAUUGA
Halteromyces radiatus is the source of this 1587-nucleotide messenger RNA. Its product is annotated as FAS1 domain-containing protein. Bases 1 to 1587 code for a protein of 528 amino acids. The transcript is spliced from 2 exons. The record is from RefSeq and is a predicted model, not a curated record. NCBI's taxonomy places the organism in Eukaryota, Fungi, Mucoromycota, Mucoromycetes, Mucorales, Cunninghamellaceae.